Molecule: messenger RNA, 552 nt
Organism: Metarhizium acridum CQMa 102
Lineage: Eukaryota; Fungi; Ascomycota; Sordariomycetes; Hypocreales; Clavicipitaceae
Source: RefSeq, a predicted model, not a curated record
AUGCACAUCUCGGCCCUGAUUCUGCCAAUCCUCUUCGCCACCAUGAGCUCUGGCGACAGACGUACCCAAAAUGUUUCAGACAUGGGCGAAAGGGUAGCUGGUGGUCAAUUUGAUUCCAACACCUGGUACCGCCUUACCAACACGUAUCUUGGUUACUCCCAGUCUCUUGACGUCGAAAAUGACAACGGCGCCAACAGCAGUGGCACUUUGAUGAUGGCCGCAUCCGGCAGUUACUCUGGACAAUACUGGCAGCUUAUUCCCCAAUCCCCUGGGGUCUAUAAGCUGCGUACAGAGUUCCUUGGCCCCGAUCGGGUGCUUGAUGUAUGGGGAGACGAUAAAACUAAGCCGCACCUAGCUGAAGAGGGGAACUACUCUGGACAGCUCUGGACUAUAGAGAGCUGGGGCGACGGGACAUGGAAACUGACAAACUCAUAUUCGGGGCCGGACUUGCAUUUGGACACAUACUCGGACACUCACGAGCCAUUCCUGGGGGACGGCGACCAUACAGGCCAGCAUUGGAAUAUCAACGCCAUCGAAAGUAUCUCGGGGUAA